This is a messenger RNA of Chionomys nivalis (European snow vole), 4468 nucleotides long. It is a transcript of the gene Cdc42ep1, whose product is annotated as CDC42 effector protein 1. The record is from RefSeq and is a predicted model, not a curated record. The transcript is spliced from 3 exons. Lineage: Eukaryota; Metazoa; Chordata; Mammalia; Rodentia; Cricetidae. Bases 392 to 1564 code for a protein of 390 amino acids.
CCCCCGCCCGGGGAUCCGGCCGCCAAGCUCGCGGCCAGGGCGGCACAGACCGGCCCAGCUACUCUUGGGCUUCGCAGGGACGCGCCAGCGCACCAGCCCCUGGACCCCCGGGCUCGACGACACGAGGUCUCCACCCCAGGACAGGGACCACCCAUCUGGUGUCUUCUUGGAUCCUCAGCCUCACCAGAGGCAAGGGACAGGGCCUCUGGGAGAGAGGAGUAGACGCCUUCAGCCUCAGCACUGGGGACAGCGCCUUAACAGAGUCAACGGUUGGCUUCUGCUGCACCAUCCUCAUCCACAGAAAGAGGCUGAGAAGGGUCCCUAAGCCCAGCCUGCCAUCUCCCCUGGCCCUAGCUGGGCAUGGACCAGCAGUUGUGAGCAGCCAAAGCUGAUGCCUGGCCCCCAGGGGGGCAUAGGAGCCCCCACCAUGAGCUUGGGCAAGAUGUCUCCUGUAGGGUGGGUGUCCAGUUCCCACGGAAAGAGGCGACUGACAGCAGACAUGAUCAGCCCCCCGCUUGGGGACUUCCGCCACACCAUGCACGUGGGCCGUGGUGGGGAUGUUUUCGGUGACACUUCCUUCCUCAGCAACCAUGGGGGUCGCUCUGGGAACACCCACCGCUCACCCCGAAGUUUUCUGGCCAGGAAGCUCCAGCAGGUGCGCCGGGUGGGGGGGCCUCCUCGAAGGAUGGCUUCCCCAGCUUCAGCGUCACCUGCCCCACCUGCCAUCUCCCCCAUCAUCAAGAAUGCCAUUUCUCUGCCCCAGCUCAACCAAGCCACCUAUGACAGCCUGGUGGUGGGCAAGCUCAGCUUUGACAGCAGUCCUGCCAGCUCCACGGAUGGCCGCUCUGGUUACGGCCUGGAUUCUGGGUUCUGCACCAUCUCGCGCCUGCCACGUGCGGAAAAGCACAGCAACCGAGACCAUGACUGUGACCGCGACCAUGCUCAAGACCGAGAGCAAAAUUCUUUCCCCUCUGAGCCCGAGCUUCGACGCUCUGACUCCCUCUUGUCUUUCCGUUUUGACCUUGACCUAGGUCCCUCGCUCCUUAGCGAGAUGCUAGGGGUCAUGAGCCUUUCAGAAACCCCAGCAACUGAGACCACAGCCCCUGCUGCCAAGCCCCCUGCCUCAGCAGCAACUCCCGCUGCCCCUAUUGCAAAACUCCCAGCCCGUGCCAUAACCACCCCAGACCCUGUAGCAAGCCUCGCAGCUCCUGCAGCAAGCCCCCCAGCCCGUGGACAUUUCCCCAAUGGGGUCACUGCUGUGCUGGGCGCUGUGGCUGAGGUAAAGCCCAGCCCAGUGGGAGAGAAUCCCCAGGUGCUUCCCAACAUGGCCUUUGGCAGGCACGGAGCCAGCUGGGGUGCCAGCCGGGCCAGCCGCCACUACACUGAGAUGGAUGCUCGGCGGGAGCUGGCAGGGGUGCUACCUCAAGUCCACGGCUCCUGGGAGAGCCUGAAUGAAGAAUGGAGUGCACCUCCGGCCAGUGACAGAACCCCAGUGCCCAGCACGGUGCUUGUCAAUUCCUUUGAAUUUGCUGACGCUGAGGAAGAUGACGAAGUCAAGGUGUGAGGGACUGGGCAUGGGCUCCAGGUCCUGCCAUCCUGAAGACUCAGAGAAAGCAGAGGGGCUGAGUUCACCCACCAUCACCUAACGACCACACUGCCCACAAGACAUGGACAGUUGCCCAACUGGAGUUAGCCCCACAUCCUUCCUGGUAUAUGGAAGGCAGACAUUGGUAAGGGGGUCCUUACUGCUCUGACCCACCUCCCUCCGCUGCCUCUAGGCUUCAGUCAUACCCUGUGCCAACCCCAUGGCCUCACAGUGUGGGCUUUGUGCCCCCGAAUGCUUCCCGGGUGGGGUGGGGCUGGCUAAGGACCAUACAGGGCCAUUGUUUCUGUGGGACUGCCUGCUCCUGCUCAUUUAGACUGCCCCAGAAGGCCACCACUAUGUCCUCAAUAGCCCUAUUCCAGGCUCCUCUCCAGUUCCCAGAGAAAGGUCAGGUGUAGAGUCUUCUGUGAACCCCAGAUCCGCCUCCUGUGCCUGACCGUAAAAGCUGACUACGAAGCCAGGGAGGCAGCCCCUGCUGAAGUGCCCUUUCCCCUCCUGGGAGUUUGGAAAGUUGAGGACCCCCUUUCAGUCCCCCCAGCUAGAAGGGGGGGCAGACAAGGUAAUGAGUAACCAGCCUGGAAUGCUUAACCGAUAAGAGGCCCAGGUGGGACCCUUAUCUGCAGUUCCUGGAACACCCUGGCCCCAGGUGCCUGGAACCAGUAUCUGCCCCAUAAUCCCGCGGGACAGCUUGGCAGGUGCUCAGGUCACCAGGAGGAAGGGAAGUUUACAGGCACGGGGUGGCUUGGGAGCACCUCCCAUCCUCCUCCCUUGGCAGCACUACACCCUGUGCCUCAGUCUCCAACCCUGCAUCGAAGGUGGGGGAGCAUUAACACGCAUGGGAAGCUAACAUUUCUCACUGUGGAAAUAAUAAAUGUGGAUUCUUUUAUUUGCUCUUGACCUAGGGGCUGGGGUUAGUCAGAAGGAGCGUGGGAAAUUACAGGACCUAAAGACCGCGGUCCUAAUGGGGCUCGCAGAGAGGGCUGAAACGGGUUUAGGAACUGAGGUCUUGUUCUGAAGAGGUGCUGCGUGCUCACUCAAGCUUGAAGGAGGAGAUUUGGACCCCGGCCAUACUUAGGUAGCGCAGGUGGUUUUGACCCAGCCUGUUGGGGAAGGUCACCGUGUGUCCGUCAGGUAGUGUCACCUUGAACUCAUUAUUAUGGAAGGCCACAGUGAUCUGUAGGGAGAGGAAACAUUGUCAGGAGAGCCUGGGAAGGGUCCUCAUGGUGCCUGACGGUGCUCCCAUGUCCAGGCAGGAGGGCCAUCAUUUGGGCUCACAUUUGACCUCACCUUGACGUCCUCUCCUGGACUGAAGCACUUGUUACUUUCUCGUUGCUCUUGUCCCCAGCUGCCGCCAUCACGAGAGUUGAAGACAAUGGUGGAUUCGUUGAAGCGAGGGUUAAAAUGCAGGUUCAGCUUGUCUUGCUCCUGGCCCAGGUUAAUGGUGAAGCUACAGGGAGGAGUGGCAGGAGAACAGCUUAGGACGGGGAACUUUGGUUGACCACAAGCUGGAGGAGCGAGUCAAGAUGCUGCCAUUGAGAUCUGUAAUUUGCAGCCAGUAGGCUGUGCACAGCGGUGGCGCCUUCUGUUUGGAGUAGGCACAGGCUGUUGGCGGGGUGAUUAGGAGUGACAACUGCAGGUUGUCUGUCCUGGAGGAGACAGCUGAAGAGCUGUCACCAGAGGAAUGCAGGCAGGGGGUAUGGCUUGGCAGGAUCACUAGAGGAGCCUGGGUUAGUGAGUCAGAGUCCCUGAAAGUAGGACCUUUGGGGUGUGGGGUUCCGUCAUGGGUGAGGGUUCUCAGACCAGGCAUAUCCGCAUGUUUCUGUAAGCGAGGAGCCUUUUUCUCUUAGCUCCUAGUCUGUGUGUCUGCCUCCUUCCUAACACAGGAGCUAGAGGUUUUAUCUCACGAAAUGCUGGCGGUGCUGAGCAGCCAGGGAGUUAAAAGCACACUCAGGUAGAGGAAGAGGGGACCUUUGCUGCCCCCUGGUGACAGCCUCUGGUUAGAGUCACAGGACCUGGUUAAGAGGGUGGUGAGCAGGAUGUGUACGAUUCAGCACAGGCUUCAGACCUGCCGGGUCAGGCAGAGUACCACCCUUCUCCACCUGCCCCUUUGUUGACAGUCGAGACCAGGAAACAGAGAGCAGUGGCUGUCCUGACAUUCUGAGGGUUCCUAACCCAAAGGACGCAAGGGCAACUCCUAACAGGAGCCAGAAAGGAUGUGGUAAGGAGCAUAUAUAAAAAGAGUCACUGCUCCCGUAACCUUUGAGGUCCCAGUCCUCAGCCCCGCCCACACUUUGCUCACCUGUUUACAUCCUUGUGGAUCUUGCCUUUAAUUUUCAGGGUCAUCCCUGAUUUCAUGUCCAAGUUUGUGAUCUCAAAUUUCUCCUGGAGCAACAGAACAGAAGGCUUCAGAGAAUCAUGAAAGGGACCCUUUGCCCUGCUGCUGUCUUAUGCCACCUGACAUCCUGCCAUUCUGGAUGUCUCUCUUACCUCUCUGCCCUCAUGGAGACCACAGCAUUGUGACUCGGGUUUCCCAGAGGCCCCUUAGCCUCUGCUUCGCUGUCCUCCACCCCACAACCCAAGAAGAGAAUGCCUAGGGCUGGAAGGUCACGGAAUGGGCAGACUGACCUCUGCAGGUCUUACAAUUUCCCAGUGUUCAAGUAACACGCUGCCCUUAGCACACCCAAAACAUGGGUGUAAUGCAGAAAUGACCAUGUCAGGCUGAGCAUGGUGGCAUAUACCUUUAAUCCUAGCUCUUGGGAGGCAGAGGCAGGUAGCUUUUUGUGAGUUUGAGGUCAGCCUGAUCUACACAGCAGGUUUCCAGCCAUCCAGAGCUACAUGGUGAAACCCUGUCUCAACAAACAAACA